This is a messenger RNA of Necator americanus (New World hookworm), 204 nucleotides long. RefSeq lists its product as uncharacterized. NCBI's taxonomy places the organism in Eukaryota, Metazoa, Nematoda, Chromadorea, Rhabditida, Ancylostomatidae. The coding region runs from base 1 to 204 and encodes 67 amino acids. The transcript is spliced from 2 exons. The record is from RefSeq and is a predicted model, not a curated record.
AUGCAAGUUUUUACCAAGGAAGUAGGACAGAGGUCAUCACCUCGCCUUAUGCAACGUCCCAGACGUAAAAACAAUUCUACGAGAAAGAUCAAUGCGAUCAGAAGGCGGCUCGGAGGAUAUCCAAAAAAUGCAGGGCGGGGAGUGUCGAGAAGUCAAGUCGACGGAGAAGCAUAUUCUAUAAUCUGCAAAGUGUUAGAGGAGUAG